AGUACAGAGUAGCGCGUUGUCUGUCUCACGCGGCUAAGGGCUGCUGAGCUUGGAGGAUUCGACUGCACUCGGACAUGGCUGAGACUGUGGCCGGAGUGAGCCGCUUCAAAGCCAACUAUGCUGUUGAGCGGAAGAUUGAACCUUUCUACAAGGGUGGGAAAGCACAGGUAACUAUCCUCAGGGCCAGUUAGAGGGUAAAGAGGUGUAGGAAGUACUGAGUGGUUCCUUGGCUGAGACCCCUUUGUCCCUAGAUGGACCAGACUGGCCAUUACCUCUUUUGUGUCUGUGGUACCAAAAUCAACAUCCUAGACGUGGCCUCAGGGGCUUUGCUUCGGAGCCUGGAGCAGGAGGACCAAGAGGACAUCACUGCCUUCGACCUCAGUCCCGAUAAUGAAGUACUGGUAACGGCCAGCCGGGCACUGCUGCUGGCGCAGUGGGCCUGGCGGGAAGGCACUGUCACCCGUCUGUGGAAGGCGAUACACACGGCUCCUGUGGCCUCCAUGGCCUUUGACGCCACCUCUACACUGUUAGCCACAGGUGGCUGUGAUGGGGCUAUACGGGUCUGGGACAUUGUGCAGCACUAUGGGACACACCACCUUCGAGGCUCACCCGGUGUCGUUCAUUUGGUGGCCUUCCAUCCAGACCCCAGUCGCCUGCUGCUCUUCUCCUCGGCCGUGGACACCUCUGUCCGUGUGUGGUCGCUGCAGGACCGCUCCUGUCUGGCUGUCCUGGCUGCACACUACAGUGCUGUUACUUCCCUGUCCUUCAGUGAGGAUGGCCAUACCAUGCUCAGGUUGGCUCAGGCUGACCACACGGGGCUUGGGUGGAAGGGGAGGCCAAGGCUGAGACUGGAACUGAGGGAGCUGUUUCUCCUCAGCUCUGGCCGUGAUAAGAUCUGCAUAGUCUGGGACCUUCAGAGCUACCAGGCCUCGAGGACAGUGCCAGUGUUUGAGAGCGUGGAAGCUGCUGUGCUGUUACCUGAGGAGCCGGCACCCGCACUGGGUGUGAAGAACUCAGGCCUGCACUUCUUAACAGCUGGUGACCAAGGGAUCCUCCGUGUGUGGGAGGCAGCUUCUGGACAGUGUGUGUACACCCAGCCACAGAUGCCAGGCCAAGGGCAGGAACUGACGCAGUGUACCCUGGCCCGCACUGCUGGUCUGCUCCUCACUGUCACCGCUGAUCACAACCUGCUGCUCUACGAGGCACAUUCCUUACAGCUACAGAAACAGUUUGCUGGCUAUAGCGAGGAAGUGUUGGAUGUUCGAUUCCUUGGGCCCAAUGACUCCUACAUUGUUGUGGCUUCCAACAGCCCUUGCCUGAAAGUGUUUGAGCUGCAGACUUUGGCCUGUCAGAUCCUCCACGGUCACACAGACAUUGUCCUGGCCCUGGAUGUGUUCCGGAAGGGGUGGCUCUUUGCCAGCUGUGCCAAGGAUCAGAGCAUACGCGUCUGGAGGAUGAACAAGGCCGGCCAGGUGGCCUGUGUAGCUCAGGGCUCCGGACACACACACAGCGUGGGCACCAUCUGCUGUUCCAGGCUAAAAGAAUCUUUCCUGGUGACAGGCAGUCAGGACUGUACUGUGAAGCUAUGGCCCCUCCCUGAAGCCCUGUUGUCCAAGAACACAGCUGUGGACAGUGGCCCCGUGCUUCUACAGGCCCAGACCACUCAGCGCUGCCAUGACAAAGACAUCAACAGUUUGGCUGUCUCCCCCAAUGACAAGCUGUUAGCCACGGGCUCACAGGACCGCACAGCUAAGCUCUGGGCCUUGCCUCAGUGCCAACUGUUGGGUGUUUUUUCAGGCCACCGACGUGGCCUCUGGAAUGUCCAGUUCUCACCCAUGGACCAGGUGCUGGCCACAGCCUCUGCUGAUGGCACCAUCAAGCUCUGGGCACUGCAAGACUUCAGCUGUCUCAAGACAUUUGAGGGACAUGAUGCUUCUGUGCUGAAGGUGGCCUUUGUGAGCCGUGGCUCACAGCUGCUGUCUAGUGGUUCUGACGGGCUUCUGAAGCUGUGGACCAUUAAGAGCAACGAGUGUGUGCGGACACUGGAUGCUCACGAGGACAAGGUCUGGGGACUACACUGUAGCCGACUGGAUGACCGUGCCGUCACCGGUGGCAGUGACUCCCGAAUCAUUCUCUGGAAGGAUGUGACGGAGGCCGAGCAGGCAGAAGAGCAGGCCAAACGAGAAGAGCAAGUGAUCAGACAGCAAGAACUGGACAACCUGCUCCAUGAGAAGCGGUAUCUCCGGGCACUAGGACUUGCCAUCUCCCUGGAUCGUCCCCACACUGUGCUGACUGUUAUCCAGGCCAUCCGGAGGGAUCCUGAGGCCUGUGAGAAGCUGGAAGGCACUGUGCUCCGGUUACGACGAGACCAGAAAGAGGCCCUGCUGCGCUUCUGUGUCACGUGGAACACCAACUCCAGACAUUGCCACGAAGCCCAGGCUGUGCUGGGUGUGCUGUUGCGGCAUGAGGCCCCCGAGGAACUACUGGCCUACGAGGGUGUGCGGGGUACACUGGAGGCGCUGUUGCCCUAUACGGAGCGGCACUUCCAGCGCCUUAGCCGGACACUACAAGCAGCUACCUUCUUGGACUUCCUGUGGCACAACAUGAAGCUGUCCCCACUCCCUGCUGCUCCCCCAGCCCUGUGAGACACAUAAAAGUUGCACUUUUCUA
Messenger RNA from Peromyscus eremicus (cactus mouse), 2670 nucleotides. It is a transcript of the gene Tbl3, whose product is annotated as transducin beta like 3. Gene Ontology annotation, cellular component: small-subunit processome; 90S preribosome; nucleolus. Lineage: Eukaryota; Metazoa; Chordata; Mammalia; Rodentia; Cricetidae. The record is from RefSeq and is a predicted model, not a curated record. Gene Ontology annotation, biological process: endonucleolytic cleavage in 5'-ETS of tricistronic rRNA transcript (SSU-rRNA, 5.8S rRNA, LSU-rRNA); endonucleolytic cleavage to generate mature 5'-end of SSU-rRNA from (SSU-rRNA, 5.8S rRNA, LSU-rRNA). The transcript is spliced from 20 exons. Gene Ontology annotation, molecular function: U3 snoRNA binding; protein binding. The coding region runs from base 252 to 2645 and encodes 797 amino acids.